This is a messenger RNA of Brassica oleracea var. oleracea, 1035 nucleotides long. RefSeq lists its product as uncharacterized. The record is from RefSeq and is a predicted model, not a curated record. The transcript has 4 exons. NCBI's taxonomy places the organism in Eukaryota, Viridiplantae, Streptophyta, Magnoliopsida, Brassicales, Brassicaceae. The coding region runs from base 37 to 1035 and encodes 332 amino acids.
AUGUGAUCAAAGUGACCAUCACUCGCUAGUAUUAAGAUGGCCUCUAUACUCUCCACCAUCAUUUUCGUACUUCUUUUCAUAAUAUUUUCACUUUUUGUUGAUGCUCAUAUGGAACACCUUAAACUAAGUGGAGCAAAAGAGACAAUGACCAUGAGGAGGAACUUAGAAGGAAAUUCGGGCUCCAAAAUUACAGCUUCACCGAGCAGGUCGCACCAGAGUGGACAAAAAAACACUCAAAAUGAGCCGUCAAAAACCCAACCUGAUCAAGCAUCAGCAAUUAUUACAGGCUAUGGCGCUCAAAUCGAGACACCCACUCCGACCAUGGUUUCCGACGCCGGCAGCUCGAAAUUUCUUGUCCUUUUGGGAUUCAUGAGUUCUUCCGCCGUCGCUCUGUCCGUAAGAUGUUGCAGCUGCCGUCUCCGUAUCCUCUGGGUCCUGCUUCUCAUUUGUAGCCCUCCUCCAUCUCUUAUGACUGCACUGAUAUCAGAUCUGGCUCAGAUUUGUUCUUCACAUAAACUCCAUUGGCCAGAUUUGAAGAUUCUGCGACGAGCGCCACCUUCGUCGUCCUCUUGGGCGAUGACCUUUUUCCCUUUAGGGAUGAUCUAUUCUAACUGGAUUUGGUGUGAGCGAGAGCUCCAUACAAUUGCUCUUCAUCUGCCGCUUGACAGAUCUGUGAAGCUCUACGACUCAGAACACCACUUCCUUUUCAAUCCGGUGAGGAGCCCCCCGCUAGAAGAUACACUUACCAGUCUCUGCUCACCGCAAACAUUGUUCACAUAUGCCCUUUCUGGUAUUUGCUCUCUCAUGUCCAGCUUGUUAGAUUUUGAUGAUCAGCGGGUCUGUUUAGGUUCCAUGACAACUCUCUGGAUCCGACGCGGUAACGUUGGAGUCCGAAGUUUCUGUUUGAACCCAACUCCUGGUUACUCAGCAAAUCUAGCCAAGCUCAUAUUUCAGGAGUUUGUUAUAAGGGCUAACAGAUAUUCAUUGCUGGAUUUAACACAUUGGUGUUUACCCGUCACUGCCGUAUGCGCCUAG